This is a messenger RNA of Haliotis rubra (blacklip abalone), 873 nucleotides long. Its product is annotated as transmembrane protease serine 11D-like. Gene Ontology annotation, biological process: proteolysis. Gene Ontology annotation, molecular function: serine-type endopeptidase activity. The record is from RefSeq and is a predicted model, not a curated record. NCBI's taxonomy places the organism in Eukaryota, Metazoa, Mollusca, Gastropoda, Lepetellida, Haliotidae. The transcript is spliced from 7 exons. Bases 29 to 856 code for a protein of 275 amino acids.
ACUAGCCCCUUAUCUCUCUCCUGUAAACAUGACAGAUGUUCUGUGUACAUGGAGAAUAAGCCUGUGUCUGGCACUGGCAGCGACUUCCUCAGGACAACUCGUACCGUGUGGAAGAAUCCAGGAUGAAACUCCGCUGUUCGGAAGACGUAUUGUUGGUGGCACUGAAGCCAAACAAGAGGAAUUCCCAUGGCAGGUUGGUCUAAGAUCGUUCGGGCCUACUUUCUGCAGCGGAGUGUUAAUUGCAAAAGACUGGGUGCUAACUGCCGGAAGGUGUUUUGACGGGCACUAUGAUCCGACCAGCUGGAUAGUGGUACUGGGAGACUAUGACAGGGGACGCCUGGAAGGGACGGAGAUGAGGGUGCAUGUCAGGAAUAUCGUCAUACAUGGAGGAUUCACUAUGGAUCCCUACAGUAACGACGUGGCUCUGGUACAGCUGGUCAACCACGACAUCGACUACCCUUUCGUGUGCCUACCAGGCUCGAACACGGACUUGCUGGGAUCAAGUUGUGUGAUCACUGGCUGGGGUGCCACCCACAAAGGCGAUGACUUGGCAUACAAACUUCAGAAGCUGCCGAUGAACGUUGUCAACGCCUCGCUGUGCCUGUUGCCUAGCAACACCCGAAGUGCCGAUUACCUGUGCGCGGUCAGUGACGUCCAGGGAGGAGGCCCCUGCUCAGGUGAUGCUGGCGGCGCACUGCAGUGUAGACUGGGAUCGGUCUGGGUUGCCGCUGGAAUAGUGCUGGACACAUAUGCAUGUGGUAACACCACCGAGUUGUACACCAACGUAAAGAGUUACCUCCCUUGGAUACAGAAGACGAUGACGCUUUUGAAUGAUGCAGGGACCAUACAGCAUUAAAUAAUGUCGAAUCAGCA